Molecule: messenger RNA, 1359 nt
Organism: Rubroshorea leprosula
Lineage: Eukaryota; Viridiplantae; Streptophyta; Magnoliopsida; Malvales; Dipterocarpaceae
Source: the annotation of a GenBank genome assembly
CAGCUGGACCAAGAUUUAUGUACACCAAGUACAGGAGAAAAACAAAAAGACCCAAUACAAAGAUGGAAAGCUGGAAAAUAAACAUGGAUACAUAUUUCUUCUUGUAUUGUCCUCCAACCACAGCUCUCUUUCCCCUCAAACAAAAACAAAAUUCCCACAAAUACCCUUCACCUCUUCUAUCCCAUCUUCCAUCACUUCUCCUUCAAUGGGUCUUUUUGGCUUCUCACAUUCAUCAAGGUGUUUCAGAAGAUACACCGAACCUUCUCUCUCCUUAUUGUUACCUUUCUCGUUUUUCUUUUCCUUUUAAUCUCAUUAGGUCUCGAGUCCUCAUUCCCUUCUUUCAAUUGGGUUUCCUCUGUUUUCUUUGAUUUGUCGUCAAGCUUUGAUCUUUCAUAGAAGUUGUGAGGAAUUUUUUUUUUUUUUAUUCUCUCGCCUAAAGUUUCAAUUUUUGAUUUCCUUGUUCUUGUGGAAUUUGGAUUCGGUUCUGGAUGUAGUGGAAUUGAGUUCAUGUUCUCUCCUUAUUUAAUAAUCGAGGGUUAUAAUUUUUCAUCAAAUUUCAAUUUUUGACUCUGAGAUUCAAUUUUGCUGGAUAUGAUGAAAAGGGUCCCUUUGUACCCUCAUCAACCGAAUUCUAUGGAUAAUCAAGCCAAGGCACGGUCCAAGCAUCAAACCCUACUGGAGGACUACUUGGAAUUGCAAAAGGACUUUGUUUCAAUGAAGAAAAAGUUGCAGAAGAAGAAGCAGGAAAGAGAAACCCUUUGGGCUGAAGUUAGGUUUUUGAAACGGAGGCAUGAGUAUUUAACAAUGUUAGAAUCCCAGAAAUUAGAACUUGAGCAAUAUUCUGUUGAACCCCAAGAUAGCAAAAUGCUUGCAAAGGACAACAGUCAUGGUGCAGAUGGAACUCCUGGGAAUAAGAUAUCUUCUCCUCCUGCUUUGAACUCUGCUGCGGUUGAGGAAAAGGGGAAUAGGGGAAAUAAAAAGGAAGCUCAGGAUCCAUUGAGAGUGGAGAAGAAGCGAAAGGGUUCUUUGAUCAGCCGCAAGAAAGUUGAAAAGAAGAAAAUUUCAUGGCAAGAUCCAGUGGCUUUGAGGAUCUAAUAGCUAAUCUUUUUCGAUAUGGUUGACAGAGAAGUUGGGCUGGGACAAAGCCUGCAAAACCAUCCUUCCAUGAAGGGAAACCGUUCAUUGGCUUUCAUGCAGAUCAUUAUUAUUUUUCCCCUUUGUUCUUCAAUAUAAACUGUGAGGAGAAACAAUUCUUUAGUUUGGUAUACAUGCAAAAUGUAAAAAGCACCCAUUCAUUGAUUGAAUGCUGAUAGUUCUGGUUAUAUAUCUGAUUCCCAAAACUGGAAAUGUUACAUCAUG